AUGGGCCUAAGAUACCUUAAGUCUCGGCUUUCAAAUAGAGAAAACAAGCCAGAAGAUAAUUUGAAGAUAGCAUGUGUAUCAAGAGAAUCCUCAUCCAUGGCCAGUAUGAAAGAAAAUGAGUCUCUCAGUCUGAAAAGAAAGCCAUUGGAGUCGGAAGAAAAAAGGCGCCAUAGCUUAUUUAAUCUCAGAUCGUACAAGGAAAGGACAGAUUCAAGUGCCAACUUUUCAUCCGAUGCACACCAGCCCGGGCUAGAGACGGCACCUCGCCUCAAUUGCGUCAAUACAGAUCUUGGAUUCCUGAAUUAUGGAAUGGAGCACAUUGACAAGAUUAGCUUGACUGAAGAUGAGAUUAAGACUCCCGAGAAAAGUGAUAUAUUCACUAGCCACAAAUCAGAGUUCCAAACGGCAACCAGUAAAAGCGAGGAUCAGAAAACGCAAGAAACAGACAAAGCUACCAAAUCAGAAACUUUUGCAGAGGUCAAAGAGACAGUUCCGCGCGAUUUCAAGAAAGAGUCAGUAGAAUCUGAUUCCAGCGCCGAAAUUGUCACCCUACCUAAAAACACAACAGAGGACAAUUCUUGGGUGCUGCCUAAUCUCGCACCUUCCAGCUUUUUUUGCCCAUCAAAACAGGUUACCUCGCUUUUUGUUGGUGAUUUGGACAAGUCUUUGAGUGAGUGUGAUUUGAAAAAUGUCUUCAACGAAUAUCCUGGUCUUCUCUCAGUCAAAAUUCCUGCGGACUGUCAAACCGGCAAUUCGCUAGGUUACGGAUAUGUCAACUACUCCAAUGAAGAACAGGCACAAUUUGCAAUGGAAUCGCUCAAUUAUACCAAGAUCGGCUCGUCAGAAAUCAGAAUCAUGCCGUCCUUAAGAGAUAAAAGUCAGAGAGAACGCAUAGGCGCCAAUAUUUUUAUAUCCAAUCUCUCAUCGCAUCUCACUACCCGACAACUUUAUGAUAAGUUCAGGAAGCAUGGAACCGUGUUGUCGUGUAAGUACGAUUCAUCCAAGCAGCAAGCAUUCAUACACUUCGAAUCGAAGGAGGUCGCAUAUGAAGUCGUCAAAAGUUAUAAUCGUACUACUUUAGAUGGUCAAGUUGUCUAUGUGGGUCUACAUAUUCUCAAGAGAGACAGAGAACUUUUUGGGGCUACCGCGAGCGCAAGCACUAAGCUGGCUGAAAAAAGGGAUAUCUCACAGAUCCCUAGUUUUUCGCCCUCAUUUAAAAACACAGAACACAAGGAUGACAUAAGCACACAUUAUUCCAUCUUUGUGAGAAAUCUACCUUUGAGUAUCGAGGAACAUGUUAUCAGGAGUUUAGUUGAACCCUACGGACCUGUCUUAUCUGUCUUAGCAAGGAGAGUCCCAAAAAGAAAUGGGUGCUGGGCUCUAGUGAAUCUAACUAACCAGGAAUCCGUGGAUAAAGCGGUUUCGCAUCUAAACAUGGUUGAAAUCAACAAGCAGCGGCUAUUUGUCACUCGCGCAAUUCCAAAAGAAGAGAAAAGCUACAGUCGAAAGCAGGAGAUGCGGCCAAAAUACCGGCUCAAAAUACUGAUCACGGGAUUGAAUGUUAACACGCAUAAAGACAAGUUCCAAAAUUGGUGCUUAACUUUUGGAUCAAUAAAGUCUGUGGAGCUUUAUGGAACAUACCCCCAAGAAAACAAGAAGGGCUACACCGCUUAUGGAUAUGUGGAAAUGAUUAAUGAAGCCGACGCUGAUUUUCUAAUCGACAAUCUGAAUCUACUGGGUGUUCGCUGCUUCAAGGUCAAAGUGGAGAUCCAAAAUAAGGAGAAAGUUAUUUCCGAUAUGCGUCACUACCCUUAUGGUCCAUCGCCAAGGCAAUCCAGCGGUACUGCGAUGGGGACAUAUGUGAAUCCCUACAAACAAUUUCAGCUAGCAGCUUUUGCCAAAUCUGUCGAGCAGGACAAGUUCGCUGUGACAGCUCAAACCCAGGAAAAGAGCGAUGGAGAGCGACUGAAUGUGGAUCUUCGCACUAAAAUUGAACAGAUCAUAGGGGUCUGUGCUGUUGAUACUUUAGGUGCAGAUACACUGAUAUCGAUGAAUACGGGAGGUAUUUACCAGCACAAAGUGCAUUCAUUAUCUGAACACAUCAUCAAGUUCUUUUGGUCUAAUAGAGUUGAUUCGUUUUCUAAAUUUCUGGCAUCCAACUACAAGGAAGACCAACCCUUGCACCCGCUGCUCAAAACUCAAAUUGUGCAAAGUGCAAUGUACCUAGGAAUUGUUUCCAAAAGCUAG
Molecule: messenger RNA, 2247 nt
Organism: Ogataea haglerorum
Lineage: Eukaryota; Fungi; Ascomycota; Pichiomycetes; Pichiales; Pichiaceae
Exons: 1
Coding region: 1-2247 (748 amino acids)
Cellular component (GO): nucleus; cytoplasmic stress granule; cytosol
Molecular function (GO): poly(A) binding; poly(U) RNA binding; mRNA 3'-UTR binding
Source: RefSeq, a predicted model, not a curated record